Messenger RNA from Spinacia oleracea (spinach), 1149 nucleotides. Its product is annotated as transcription factor TCP24. The transcript has 2 exons. Gene Ontology annotation, molecular function: sequence-specific DNA binding; DNA-binding transcription factor activity. The record is from RefSeq and is a predicted model, not a curated record. Gene Ontology annotation, biological process: regulation of secondary shoot formation. Gene Ontology annotation, cellular component: nucleus. NCBI's taxonomy places the organism in Eukaryota, Viridiplantae, Streptophyta, Magnoliopsida, Caryophyllales, Amaranthaceae. Bases 312 to 1043 code for a protein of 243 amino acids.
UAAAUUCAGCAUAUAUACCAAGCUUUUAGCUUUGUGUGUUUCUAAAAUUAGUAGUUUUAAAACUAACAGAAUUGCAGUAAUCAGACUGAUCAGUAACCAGAAUCAGAUCUGUCAUUUCAGUCUGACCAAAAAAAAGAAUGCUGCCAACCUCCACAUUAGAAAGUUUACAUCAUCAGUAAUUCAGAUCUUUCAUUCCUCAACAUGAUGACCAAGCCCAAGUCACAUGAAUGCUUCAAGUUGAAGAUUGCAUAAGAAAUUGACUACUCCAAGAACAAGCAGGAAAGACUGUUGAAGAUCAAGAUAAACGUAGAAUGAGAACAUCAUCAGCAAAAAAACCUCGCAGCAACAACAAAAUCUACACGGCUAGAGGUCCUAAAGAUAGGAGGAUUCGGUUGUCUGCAGAUAUUGCUAUUCAGUUCUUUGAUGUCCAAGAUCGACUUGGCUAUGAUCGUGCUACCGAGGCAGUUGAUUGGCUUAUCAGUAAGGCAAAAGGGUCAAUUGAUAAACUCUUUGAUAGCUCUGUGCAACAACAGUCUAAGCACCUUACCCAUUUAGAAAGUAUGUCAGAUUCUGGUGUUCAGGUUGAUUUUCUACCAGAAAUUAUGUCAAGCCGAAAAGACUAUGGAACGCCGAAUUUCCACCACUCGUGUGACAACAACAAUAACAUAUCAGCGUACAAUUGUACUAUGGAGAAUUCUAUGUUCCUGCCUUGUAUUCAGAUGGAGAAUAUCUCAGAAAAUCAAGGCUUUGCUCAUCCAACUUUCUCAAGCUAUCUAGGCUUAGAGGAUAGCAGUAGGCCUUGUUUUCAGCAGAUAGAAGAAAUCAAGGGCCAGAACGCAAGAAUGGUCAUGUUCAACUCCAAAUCAAAUUCAAGAAAUGGGGAGCAUCCAUUUAUUUCAGAUUCUUUGCCAUUAUUUUUGCAAGCCUCAAAUAACGAUUCAUCUUUGUGUCACUCACCAACAAGUGACCCGGAACUCAAUCUUUGUCUUCCGGGCAACUGCACAUCAGCCAUUAGUGACUCUGGACAGGGGACCUUUUUCUAAUGAAUUUAUGCAGUUGUUAUUUUUAACCACAAUUCAUGGAUUUAGUUAGUUGGAAUAAGGUUUUUGGCAUUCAGGCAAUCAAAUUCAUGAAUACUUUUCUUUGUUU